Molecule: messenger RNA, 2483 nt
Organism: Callithrix jacchus (white-tufted-ear marmoset)
Lineage: Eukaryota; Metazoa; Chordata; Mammalia; Primates; Cebidae
Product: guanylate-binding protein 2
Molecular function (GO): GTPase activity; GTP binding
Source: RefSeq, a predicted model, not a curated record
ACGGCUAAUGAGUCACUGCUUUAGUUAAUACUUUCUGUUUCAUAUUAGUUCAUUCCUUUGCAGAGGUUGCCUCUUUUUCUUGUCUUCCACCAGGUCUCUGAAGAAAAUCUGGGAAGCCCCAGACAUUGGAGGAGCCAAGUAAAAGUUCACAGUUACUGAGAGAAAAAAAGACGGAGAAAGCAGUGCCACCACACUAGAAGAAAAGAGAGGAGGAUAAGAAUCAACUUUCACAUUGAAACAACCUUCUUUCCAACUCUAAAGGAUUUCUGAUUUAGAAGGGAACAACACCCUGGACAUGGCUGCAGAGAUUCACAUGACAGGCCCAGUGAGCCUCAUUGACAACACCGAAGGGCAACUGGUGGUGAAUCCAGAAGCUCUGAAGAUCCUGUCUGCAGUUACGCAGCCUGUGGUGGUGGUGGCGAUUGUGGGCCUCUACCGCACAGGCAAAUCCUACCUGAUGAACAGGCUGGCUGGGAAGAACAAAGGCUUUUCUCUGGGAUCCACAGUGAAAUCCCACACCAAAGGAAUCUGGAUGUGGUGCGUGCCUCAUCCCAAGAAGCCAGGACACACCCUAGUUCUGCUCGACACUGAGGGCCUUGGAGAUAUAGAGAAGGGUGACAAUGAGAAUGACUCCUGGAUCUUCGCCCUGGCCAUCCUCCUGAGCAGCACCUUCGUGUACAAUAGCCUGGGAACCAUCAACCAGCAGGCCAUGGACCAAUUGCAUUAUGUGACAGAGCUGACAGAUCGAAUCAAGGCAAGCUCCUCACCUGAUAACAAUUAUGUAGAAGACUCAGCUGACUUUGUGAGCUUUUUUCCAGCAUUUGUGUGGGCUCUUAGGGAUUUCUCCCUGGAGCUGAAAACCGAUGAAGAACCCAUCACUCCCGAUGACUACCUGGAGCUUUCGCUGAAGCUAAGAAAAGGUGCUGAUAUAAAAAGUAAAAGCUUUAAUGAUCCUCGUUUGUGCAUUCGAAAGUUCUUCCCCAAGAGGAAGUGCUUCAUCUUUGAUCGGCCCGCUUGGAGGAAGAACCUUGCCCAUUUGGAGCAGUUGAAGGAGGAAGAUCUAAACCCUGAUUUCAUAGAACAAGUUGCAGAAUUUUGUUCCUACAUCCUCAGCCAUUCUAAUGUCAAGACUCUCUCAGGUGGCAUCACAGUCAAUGGGCCUCGUCUAGAGAGCCUGGUGCUGACCUAUAUUAGUGCUAUCAGCAGUGGGGAUCUGCCCUGCAUGGAGAACGCAGUCCGGGCCUUGGCCCAGUUAGAGAACUCAGCUGCAGUGGAAAAGGCUGUUGCCCACUAUAACCAGCAGAUGAGCCAGAAGGUGCAGCUGCCCACGGAAACCCUCCAGGAGCUGCUGGACCUGCACAGGGACAGUGAGAGAGAGGCCAUUGAAGUCUUCAUGAAGAACUCUUUCAAGGAUGUGGACCACAAGUUCCAGAGGAAAUUAGGGGCCCAGCUGGAAGCAAGGCGAGAUGACUUUUGUGAGCAGAAUUCAAAAGCAUCAUCAGAUUGUUGCAUGGCUUUACUUCAGGAUAUAUUUAGCCCUUUAGAAGAAGAUGUCAAGCAGGGAACAUUUUCUAAACCAGGAGGUUACCGUCUUUUUCUUCAGAAGCAGCAGGAGCUGAAGAAUAAGUACUACCAGGUGCCAAGGAAGGGGAUACAGGCUGAAGAAGUGCUGAAAAAAUACUUGGAGUCCAAGGAGGAUGUGGCUGAUGCACUUCUACAAACUGAUCAGUUGCUCUCAGAAAAGGAAAAAGCGAUUGAAGUGCAACGUAUAAAGGCUGAAUCUGCAGAAGCUGCAAAGAAAAAGUUGAAGAAAAUACAAAAGAAGUACAAGCAGAUGAUGGAACAGAAAGAGAAGAGUUAUCAGGAACAUGUGAAACAAUUGACUGAGAAGAUGGAGCGUGAUAAGGUCCAGUUAAUGGCGGAGCAAGAGGAGACCAUCAUAUGUAAAUUAAAGGAACAGGAACUCCUUCUCAAAGAGGGGUUCCAGAAUGAGAGCAAGAGACUUCAGAAGGAGAUACAAGAUAUCCAGAUGAGGCAGGUGGAUCUCAAGGACAUGAGAUUGACACGAUGCCGGUUAAUAUUGUGAAACCCCGUCUUUACUAAAAACACAAAAAAUUAGCUGGGCAUGGUGGCACGUGCCUGUAAUCCCAGCUACUCAGGAGGCUGAGGAAGGAAAAUUUCCUGAACCCAGGAGGCGGAAGUUGUGGUGAGCCAAGAUCACACCAUUGCACUCCAGCCUGGGUAACAAAAGUGAAACUCGGUCUCAAAAAAAAAGAUAUCAAGAUGAGAGACACAUCAUCGGACCCAACAUUUAACAUACUCUAAAAGUCCAAGGAGCAAAAUUUGCCUACCCAGCUCCCUCUCCCCAAGGAACAAGGUGAAUGAGCAACUCCAGUGUGUCAAACAACUGCCAUUAAACUUAACUCAAAAUCAUGAUGUGAGCAUUUUUGUUGAACAAUAAAGUUUGCAAAGUGAAGGUUCAA